Polypterus senegalus (gray bichir) is the source of this 1446-nucleotide messenger RNA. RefSeq names its product macrophage mannose receptor 1-like. The coding region runs from base 1 to 1446 and encodes 481 amino acids. The record is from RefSeq and is a predicted model, not a curated record. The transcript is spliced from 6 exons. Lineage: Eukaryota; Metazoa; Chordata; Cladistia; Polypteriformes; Polypteridae.
AUGUCCAGUAAUCUGUACACAGAAAAUCUGUUUUUACGGAGUAUUGGCGUGCCUGAAAAGAUACUUACAGAUCUCCUGACCAUGAUCAUCGUCAAUACCGUUAAAAUCACCCCGGAGAACACUGAAACCAAUAACAUUAGUAAGACGUAUUUCUGGGUAAAUGUGAACUUGAACUGGAAUAGCGCUCAGAACUACUGUCACGUGAACUACAAAGACCUGGUCAGUAUAAGGAAUGAGGCAGAAAAUCAGGAGAUAAUGAAGAAUGCUAAAAGCUUCCCCUUUUGGAUCGGUUUAUUCAAUAACCCAUGGAAAUGGUCUGAUGGUGGGAAUUCGACAUUUCAAAUCUGGAGAAACAGUCAACCUGAUAAUUGGUAUAAAAUCGAAAAGUGUGUGGAAUAUAGAACUUCAGCUUGGAAUGAUGCUGCAUGUAGUCAACAGAUACCCUUUUUUUGCUACAACAAGUCCUGCACUUCACUCUCCUGCACCAGCACAAACAUCUUUGUGUUAAAUUCAUUGUCCUGGGAUGAUGCUCAGAACUACUGCAGAGUACACUACACAGACUUGGUGACUGUUGAGGACCAAACAAUGAAUGACCAACUGUUAACAAUGACAUCAAACCAAUACUUUUGGAUUGGACUCCACCUUGAACGUGACAACUGGCAGUGGUCCAAUGGAGAGCCUCUAGCGUAUACAAACUGGGAAAGGGAGUAUUUCUGUGCUGUGCUCCAGUCAGAUGGCUCUUGGAAUGACACAGUCUGUUCUGAAGAAAAGCCUUUCAUGUGUUACAAAGAAACCAGUAACAUCAGUGAGAGGUACUCUUGGAUAAAUGUUAACAUGACAUGGAACAAAGCCCAGCAGUAUUGUCGCGUCAACUACACAGACCUGGUCAGUAUAAGAAAUGAAAGGGAAAAUAUGGAAAUAAUGAAGAAAGCACAAGGCAGUCCCUUUUGGAUCGGUCUGUUCAAUGACCCAUGGAAGUGGUCUGAUGGUGCACAGUCAAAAUUUGAAAAAUGGAACAAUCAGGAACCAAAUAAUUUGAAUCUUAAUGAAAAAUGUGUGGAGAUUUGGCCAAAUGGAACUUGGAAUGAUGCUGAUUGCAGUUUACAAAAACCAUUUAUUUGUUCACAAAAAACCAAUAACAUCAGUGGGAGAUAUUUCUGGAUAAAUGAGAAUAUAACAUGGAGCAGUGCUCAAAACUACUGUCGAGUAAACUACACAGACCUGGUCAGCAUAAGAAAUGAGAGUGAAAAUGAAAAGAUAAUGAAGGAAGCACAAGGUAGUCCCUUCUGGAUUGGCAUGUUCAAUGAUGGCUGGACAUGGUCUGAUGGAGGGAAUUCAGCAUUUCGAAACUGGGCUUCAUAUUGGAAUGUGUAUUCUGAAGACUGGACAACAAAAACUUAUCCUUAUAGGUAUGUUGGAAAGAACUUAAGCUUAGAGAAAGCAUAA